AAAGGGCCGCGAUCCGGCUGGUGUCCUAAGGUAUCCUUGCGGUAAGCGCCUUUGGACCCGAAGAGCUGCCCUCAAGAAGCAGCUGAGAAUCAGAGGUAGGCAAGCGAGAGCAGGAGUGGACCAAGAGCUGAUGCAAGGCUAAUGGUGAUUACCGGCGGGCAACGGUGCUGGGCCAGGCCAUGUCCUCCAGUGGGGCAGUGACUGUGGCUGCCAGGCUCCAAGGGGCUGCAAGAAGCAACAUCUGCGUUGUGACAUUCGUGCUGCGAGAGCUUUUAUCCCUGCUGCCACACCUGGGCUUCUGCCCAGGGGGAGGUGGCCAGGGCCUUGGGAUGCUGCCCUCUAAGCAGUGCAGCUCCCCAGCAGUCUCACCCAGCGCCUCGCCUCGCAACUCUCCCGUCCUCUUCAGGAAGCUGAUGAUGAACCAAAGAAUCCGGCUCCAGCGGCGCUUCACCGUGGCCCACCCUCUUUGCUUUGACAUCGAGAAUGGCUUUUCUCCAGGCCGGAGCCCCUUGGAUUCCCCAGCAAACCCAGGUCUGGGGCUCAUGCUACAAGGAAACACCCCACAUAGCCAACGCCGGGAGUCCUUCCUCUACCGCUCAGACAGCGAUUAUGACCUCUCACCCAAAGCCAUGUCACGUAAUUCUUCUGUUGCCAGCGACAUGCAUGGAGAAGACCUGAUAGUAACCCCAUUUGCUCAGGUCCUGGCCAGCCUACGGACAGUGCGCAGCAAUUUUGCCAUUUUGACCCACCUGCAAGAGCGCAUCUCCAGCAAGCGAAUGUCCAGCAUCGCCAUGCCUUCGUCCACAUGCAAAGGAAAUCUGUCAGAGGAUGCGUCACAGAAACUGGCCAUGGAGACCCUGGAGGAGCUGGACUGGUGCCUGGACCAGCUGGAGACCUUGCAGACCCGCCACUCUGUCAGCGAGAUGGCCUCCAAUAAGUUCAAGAGGAUGCUUAAUCGGGAGCUGACCCACCUGUCGGAAACAAGCCGCUCUGGGAACCAGGUGUCUGAAUACAUCAGCAAUACUUUCCUUGACAAGCAACAUGAGGUGGAGAUUCCAAUCCCAGCCUCCCGGGAGAAAGGCAAAGACGAAGCAAAGCAUCCGAUGUCACAGAUCAGCGGUGUGAGGAAGCUGAAGCACACUUCCAGUUUCAGCUGCGCUGUUAUCCCACGCUUUGGGGUCAAGACCGACCAGGAGGGGCCCUUGGCCAAGGAACUAGAAGAUGUGAACCGGUGGGGUCUUGAUGUGUUCAAAAUCUCUGAAUACUCCGGCCACCGGCCACUAACUGUUGUGAUGUACAGCAUCUUCCAGGAAAGGGACCUGCUGAAAACUUUCCGCAUCCCAUCAGACACUUUCAUCACUUUCCUGAUGACCCUGGAAGACCACUACCAUGGUGAUGUGGCCUACCACAACAAUAUCCAUGCUGCUGAUGUGGCCCAGUCGACACACGUGCUUCUCUCCAUGCCAGCUUUAGAGGCUGUCUUCACAGACUUGGAAAUCUUGGCUGCCAUCUUUGCAGCUGCCAUUCAUGAUGUGGACCACCCAGGAGUCUCCAACCAGUUUCUGAUCAGCACCAACUCAGAACUGGCUCUGAUGUACAAUGAUGCUUCCGUGCUAGAGAACCACCACUUGGCCGUGGGCUUCAAACUCUUGCAAGAGGAAAACUGUGACAUCUUUCAGAACCUCUCCAAGAAACAGCGGCAGCUGCUUCGCAAGAUGGCAAUCGACAUGGUCCUGGCAACAGACAUGUCCAAACACAUGAACCUUCUUGCUGAUCUGAAGACGAUGGUGGAGACCAAGAAAGUGACUAGCCUGGGCGUCCUCCUCUUGGACAAUUACUCAGACCGCAUUCAGGUCCUGCAGAACAUUGUCCACUGCGCAGACCUGAGCAACCCCACCAAGCCGCUAGAGCUCUACCGUCAGUGGACAGACCGCAUCAUGGUGGAAUUCUUCCACCAGGGAGACAGAGAGAGAGAAAAGGGGAUGGAGAUCAGCCCGAUGUGUGACAAGCACAAUGCUUCAGUCGAGAAGUCCCAGGUGGGAUUCAUUGACUACAUUGCACAUCCACUGUGGGAAACCUGGGCCGAUCUGGUGCACCCAGAUGCCCAGGAAAUCCUGGACACCCUGGAAGAUAACCGGGAAUGGUACCAAAGCAUGAUUCCCCAUAGCCCCUUGCCCCCCGCUGAGGAGCCAGGGUCCAAGAACAGUGGUGGAGGCCCCGACAAGUUCCACUUUCAGCUGACCCUGGAGGAGGAGGAAGGAGAGGAGUCAGACACUGGGCCUGAGACUGAGAGCCCCCUGGAGGGGGAGAGCAGCCAGCCCCAGUCCAUGGGCACCACCGAGGACUCAGGAUCCGCCAGUGAGCAGCCGUCCCCCCUCAUGGACCGACCAGGCAGCCCCUGCAGGGACACCCUGGGGCCGCAGAAGGAGACUUCGGAGGUUGAUAACCAAAGGACACUCCCAGGAGGCAAUGAGGGCUCAACAGCAGCCCACAGCGGACUCACAAGGAGGGGGGGCACGAAGGUCACAGAGCCAAGUCUGGAUGCAGAAGGAAACGUCCCCUUUUUACCCCUUGGGACAUAGUGAGGGCAGGCGCUGCUGUUGCUCCGUGCUGGCAGAGCCAGGGGGCGUUAAGAGAGCCCCCCAGAUCUCGCUGACCCCCACUGCAAGAAGCUGGGACUGUGAAUCCUUCUUCCUGCAACAAAAUAUGUGGGAGAAUGUCAAGUCUGAGUGGUGGGAGAAUUAAGGGGCAAAUGACCAGGCUGUGCCUCCUCAUGUGACGUCUUCCCUCCAGUGCUCAUGGCAACUGUCUUGUGCCAAGCCCAGCCUAGCAGAGAGAGACUCUUUCUCUCCCCCUCCUGUCAGCUUCACAACAUGGCUACUUCCCAAUCUGGCUUCCAGUUGAGAAGAACUGACUUUUUGCUUUUUGACUGUUUGGGGGACAAGAGCUCUCUGCUGUCUUUCUGGAGGGGUAGAUGUGGUUUUCUUGACGUAGCCAGUGGCUAUCAGUGGCCCCCACCAACAGUGUUCACCCUAGAAGUCACCUGCUGGUUGCCUGGCUUAGGCAGGAAACUAAAGGCCCCUGGCCUGCUGUAUUUUGCUGUGCUCGUCUUCAGGGCCCUUCUGUCAGAUUCAGGUUACCUGCGUGUGGCAGCUGAAUUGGGGCGGGGGGAGGGGAGGCUCCAUACCGUCUUUUCUUCCCCUAUGGAAAUAUUUAUAGAAAGCUACAAAAAUUACUUCUCUGUCUCUGUUUCGAGGUAAACAUUUUCCACUGAGGGAAAAAUUCCAGUAUUUUUCAAAAGAUUGCGAAAGCUUUAUAGAAGACGGCCACUUAUCUUUGAGUAUCCAGGAUGGGGGAGACUUUCUUCAUAACUAAAGGGAAUCAGUGUGUUGUAAGGUUUAAUUAAUUGGAUCCUAGUACAAAGUGGCUUUAAUAACAGCACAUAACCCAUCAAUCAAUUAUUUAUUGGAAAUAAACCACAGACAAUUUGGCCCUUCUGAAAAUAACAAUUUUCUGGACUUUUAAAUCCUUGAUUAAAUCAUUUCCCCUUUUCAGUGAUGUCUCGUAGGUGUCCAGGAUUUCCCUGCUGGCCACUGUGAAGAAGUGGCAGGGACUGCGUGUACAUCAGAUGGCCUGUGGGCGAGGUUGUGAUUUUUUUUUUUUUAAGGAAACUGAACAUUUUCCUCCCCAAAUGGCAAAUGUUUUAAAGCCAAGUGUUUUAAUUUUGUUUUCUAAACACAGUAUUUACUUUUAAAAAUUCUGCCUGAGGUUCUGAAAUACUGGCUUCCCAGUACAGAGAAGAAGGGUUGUUGCCAGGCUGGGCCACUUUCAGGAUCCUCCCCUACCCGGUUCUUUUCAUGCCACUAAUGCUACUUUCUUGCUUCAGUGGAAGACUGCCUGUGCCUUCUGCCUUAUGAGUUUCCACUUUGUGUGACUUGCCUCUUUUACAAAUUGAGACUCGCUGCUACAAAUGGGAUUUGUGGUGCCACUGAUUCUUGCCAAGCCAGGGGUUCACUCAGUUCCCUUUGUUCCAUAUCACUGUGCAGUGCAUUUUCCACAGAGAUGUCCCGCAACGAAAAGUCGGGUUCUUCCUAGAGCACUUCACAGCACCAUGGGAUGAGGCAGCCCAUCUCUCGACUUGCUUUUCUCGCAUAGUUGCUGCUGGGGGUGUCUUAGAGCACCAGUUUUGUAGAGCAUCCUAAGGAGACUAGCUGGAUGGAACUGAUGGUUCAGGACCCCUGAAAGGAGCAGAGAGAAAUGCAGGUACAGCAGCAGAAGAACGGGAAGGGAAGACUGAGGCCUAGAGGUCGGACAGGCUUACUUGGGGGCACAGCUCGUGAUCCAAGAAAGCUCAUGCCUGAGGGAUGGGGCAGGUAGCCUUGCACCUCCUUUGCAAUUGAAGCGCCAGAAGUAUGGAGGGCAUCACUUCACCCUAUGUAUCUCUUGUUCAAAAAUCCAAAUGUCCCACCACUGUCCUUCCAUAUGGAAGAGGAUCCCCAGAUCCCUGCUAGCAAGAUUAUCUAUGAUUUAUUGUGGAGAAGGGGGACAGAGCUGUGUCAUUUUAAAGAAAUGUUUAUAGUUUGAUGUGUAAUAAUAAGCAGAUUGACAAGUCAUGACCUUGGCACCAGUUUGCUCACACUCACGUUUCAUUGUUAGAAAGUGGCAUCACUGUGAAUUGCACUAGGAAAUGGUGCCUACAUUUUUCACUUUGCACUUUGAGUUUGCUGCUCUGUUGCUGGGGGGCAGGCCCAACAAGUUGGGUUACCAUGUCUUUGUGGAAUAAGCACCAUCAUUGUUAUAGGGGGGAAAGAGUUUUGUUUUCUCUAGUGUUUAAAUUUCCUUCCAGUAUUAACCCUUUUCUCACCACCAUUUCUUCACUCUUUUGCAGUGUGAUUCAGUGUAUAAACAUGCACAUUUCAAUCAUCAUAUAAAAGAUCUGGGACUGAAAUGGAAACGCUGACCUCAGGCAUUUUCAAAACAAUAAAAUUUACAGUGGAGGGAGAAAGCGGACAAAGAAGGAAGGGAUAACUUUUUAAUGUCAUCAAAUGCAAUUAUAUUAGACUUUUGUUACAGUUCAGAAGGAAGAGUGGUGUGUGUAUGUGUGCACAUACUUGUACAUGCAGGUGUGUGUCAUGGGAAGGUUUUGAGGAGAAAUUGAAAACUGAGCUAGCAUUGUGUAUGUUUACUGAGAAGGAGGCUGAUGGGCAAAACUGGGCUGGAAAAAUGGAGACAGAAAGAACGAGUCACAACUAAGGAGAGAUUUGAGGUAAGGAAAUUGUGCUAGAUUCUUAAAAACCUUGAAACUCUUGUUAAAGGCCAUUGGCCAAUUGGAGUAAAAGCUCCACUAAUCUUGUUGGCCCAUAUUUUUUGUUCUACUGUCUAGUGCAAGUCCUGAAGCUGGUUAAACCUUGUAUGGUGUACAUCCCAUGCACAUCUGCCAUGUGUGAAGUGUGACACGAUAGUGCUGCCAAACAAUGCAUUUGUGCAAAGAUUCACUUGCAUUUCUUCAUGCAGAGGCCUCUUUAUCUGGUGUGCCCUCUCCUCCAAAAUGUAUGCAGCUUGGCUUUGCCAUCUUUUGAGUACCCUGAGUUAUAUCGGGAGGGUUAGGGUUGGCUGGCUGACUCUCUGGGGUAUGAAAUGUUCAGGCAGUUCUCCUGAACUGGUAUUGCCUUGGCUGUCACUUGGCUGGUGUUGCCUUUCCUCCCUAGAAACGUAUCACUGACACACUAGACUCCAAAACAAUGUAAAUAUUUAAUUCAAAGGCAUGCAGCUGUCUCUCACUUCUGUUCCUGUCUGUUUCCUGCUUGUCCCUCAACUUUACAUAAACAUCUAUCUGGUCUGGCAGAGAACUCUUGUAUCCUCCAGGAUUUAUUGCAAGCUCCGGGCACUACCUGCCAGCAACAAUUCCUCGUCUAGUUCCUGCACCAUUUCUAGAUGGUGUGCUUGAUUCCCACACUGUGUUUCUAGUCCUUGCCACAGGUUCCCAAAUCCAUCUUGAGAAAUGUUUGGAGAUUUGGGGGCGUGUCUACGAGAGGGGGAAAUUUAGAAAGGAUUUAACCUAGAAUUUAUGGUAUACUACAGAGUCUGCCGGGAACUGAUCUCUGUAGUCGGGAGAUCCGUUGUAAUUCUGGGCCCCAUCUGGAAGUUGGCAACGCAACAUAUUGCAGAGAAGCCAAGACAUCGGCAACACCCUAAAGGGAAAGGCCAAAAGUCCAGCCUUUGGGCUGCACCUGUCAGGAGUUUGGGUGUGGCAGAAGAGAUGAGAAAGAUGAUUUAACACAGUCUGUCCAAGACUGUUGGGUCAGCAGACUAGUUGAACUAAAGAUCUGACACAGUCUAACGGAUGUGCAGAUGAGAUAGCAAUAUCGGAGUCCAGUACCUAGAUCCAGUCAUGUGUUUGGUGUCUAACAGAGCCUGAAACAAAUCUGUUUGUUGAUUUAUUUUACAUUAGGUGGCCAAAGGGGGAGGCAGGGGCCUCAGAUUGAGUGGUAAAGACGGGGAGAGCCCAGUGGCGAUGGAUUUACAGGUCAGCUGAGAUAAAGGCUAGGUCAGCUCUGGAACAUAAAAUAAGGAACAGAAGUGAAUCUGAGCAGCUGCAGACCACCUUUCCCCUUCCAGCUGCCUUUUGCUGUCAUCAUCACAGCCAGUCUGCCCAUGAUAGAAUCGGAGGCCAUGGCAAGCCAGCCACAUUUCCUUUUUGUUUUUUCAGCAUCAACUCUAAUUUUCUUCUGCUGUCCAAAAUCUUGCAGGAAGGGCCUGUAGAUUUGAACUGUGAUGUUGUGUUGCCAUCUAGUGGCAACAAAGAAGCCCUUGAACUAUAAGAUUUUACUCCCAUCAAGUGCAUGAUGCUAGCUCCCAAAGAUCUGUUGAUAUGUCUGAUAUGAAUAAAAUGAAAAUGAUUUUAACUCAA
Eublepharis macularius is the source of this 6910-nucleotide messenger RNA. RefSeq names its product phosphodiesterase 4C (gene PDE4C). Gene Ontology annotation, molecular function: 3',5'-cyclic-AMP phosphodiesterase activity. The record is from RefSeq and is a predicted model, not a curated record. Gene Ontology annotation, cellular component: cytosol; perinuclear region of cytoplasm; nucleus. The transcript has 15 exons. Gene Ontology annotation, biological process: signal transduction. The coding region runs from base 180 to 2582 and encodes 800 amino acids. NCBI's taxonomy places the organism in Eukaryota, Metazoa, Chordata, Lepidosauria, Squamata, Eublepharidae.